AUGGCUUCACCGACAUGGGCCAACAAUGAAGAACUGGACUGGCUGACAGAGCGACUGCCACGCUUUCUUGACCAUCAGAAACGCAAGAAGGUGCAGUCCUUCUUUAGAACGUUAUACACUGAAUGGGAUGCUCGGUAUCCGGAGUGCACCCAUCUGUUUCUGGACAUUGAACUGAUGGCGCAGCUGACACCGGAGCAGGAGGUGGAGCUAACGGAGGCCAUCUCUCUGCGACAAAGGGUGCAUUAUGUUUUAUGCAUAGCUGGAACAAAUCUGAUGGGGAUACAGCAACUAAACAACUGGUACAAUAACCGCAAGCCCAAAGGGCACUCUGCCGACAAGUCUGUAAUCCUCAAGGACUUCAUUCCAAAGGAUGCCGACCAUGUCAAGCAUCUUCCACAGGCCGUUGAAGUAUACUCACACCUAUAUUACAAGGAGAAGGUCAAGGUGGACAUCGAUGCGGAGAUCAAGGAGAAGGACAUCAAAAACGGCAAAGUCGUGACAGUCGUCAGGCAUCUCACACAGAAGCGGUAUGAAGCAGAGACACCGGAAGUCCACGCUGAGAUUGCAGCAGAGGUGAAGUGGAUGAAGGCUCAGCACGAGGCUGAGAAAGCACAGACUGAGGAGGUGCAUGCCCAUGGAGAGUUCUCUCCGGCUGAAUAUCAGAGGAUGUUGUACAACAUGCCAGCCACGUUCGAUCAGUUCUUGGGUGCGAUGGUGAAGGCCACUGAUGGCGGGAAUCUGUGGUCAAUGGUAUUUCACUCGGCGGAAGGUUCCAAUGAUGUCAAAUUCAGUAAUACUGUACCAGAAUUUGAAGCCCAUUUCAUAGAGCCGUUCGGGCAGUUCCUUACCAUAGCAUUUCCUAUGGCUACAUCCCGAGAGGUGACGCCAAUUACUCUCGAUGACAUCCGAUACCAGAUAGAAGAUAAUUCCGACACUGAGGACCGUAUCCCUUGUGUGGAGGCAUCAAGCUUGUCAGGCACCAUGGAGAAUGUAGCUCACACACCUGUCACUACGACAGAAUCUGGCAUUACAGCAAAACUAUCUACAUCAUCCGAGGCUAUGCGUACUCUCACGACCAUCAGCUAUACUCACCUGUCCUUAUCAGCUUCUCAGCCCUCUGUGCAAUCGUCCCCUGCUCACGCUUCCUCCAUCCCAUCGUCUUCCCGAGAUCAGCUCUCUGCAUCUGCAAAUACUGCACUGGCAUGGGUGCCAAACCCAGGAGUAUGGCAGUUUGAUCCCCCAGAGCCGGCAUUCAAGUUGGAGCCGAACCUUCAGCCCAUGUCUCUCGACAGUGCCAUGCUUGGCACGGUGCUGGAUCGAAUGGGUUCUGUCAGUCAAAUGACAGGCUUGGGAUCCCAGAAACUCGCAUAUGCACUCUCCGGUCCAAGUGGCAGUUACAGUGCAACAUCGGAUGUCGCUCACCCUGAAGUAGUAUCAUCGGGCGCGAGCUCUUCCCCUUCAUUCGCAGCCCAGUCCUCGUCAUCUCCAACUGAAGCUGCUUCAUCGGUAUCUCCAGCCGAGUCCCUUUCUCGCUCAUUUCCGGCCACCCGCUCUUCAUCUCGUUCAGCAACACCUGCAGUCACAUCAGCCACUACCCCUCCACUCCUUGUAUCAUCUGCACAUCCUUCAUCUCUGCCAUCCCAUCAGGAGCUGAACAGCACUGUCGAAUCUGCGGAUAUUGCCCCACCCUCAAUCACGGUGGCAAGUGCGAAUGUGGAUACAGGUCCAGCAUGCAAGCAUCAUCAAGGUCAGAGGCAUGCUGUGCCCGUGAUUCUGGCAGCUACAGAAACAGUGAAUGCCGGUAGGGAGGAUGGGGCACUCGCUGCGAAAUCAGGCCGGCCUGCAUGA
This is a messenger RNA of Sparassis crispa, 1848 nucleotides long. RefSeq lists its product as hypothetical. NCBI's taxonomy places the organism in Eukaryota, Fungi, Basidiomycota, Agaricomycetes, Polyporales, Sparassidaceae. The record is from RefSeq and is a predicted model, not a curated record. The transcript is spliced from 6 exons. The coding region runs from base 1 to 1848 and encodes 615 amino acids.